AUGGACGCAGAGGUCAGGACAGAGCAUGUGUCCUGUCCAGAGCCCACAGUGGACAGUCACAUGCCGGCGUCUGACAAGUCUCAGGAUAUUUCUCAUGUUUUGGAAAGUCUUUUCAAAGAAACUUACACCAAAAAUAUAAUUGGACAAGACACUUUGACCAACCUCAUCAAGACAAAAAGUGGUAAAAACAGCUAUCAUGACAGAUAUGUUGAAGAGCUUCAGCAGGCUUAUAUGGAAUAUAAUGUAUGUAUGCAGGAAGUAGAUGUUCUGGAAACUCAUAUUAUUCACGCUCGAACGAGGGCUGCAGAGAUCGAAGGCAAGGAGUGUGAGAAAAUGAAACAAAACUUCUUGGAUGGGUUUAAUGAGAGAAAAAGUGUUAUCACAGUACAAUCAGCAUUUCCACAAUGUGUUGACAAAGACCUUCUAGAAAUGAACAACCUUAUAUCUCCAUGGGACUACUUAAGUGUUCCAAAGCCUAAACCAUUACUAAAAGCUCCAGAAAAAGCCAAACCAGAUCCAACAAAACCAACAGUCUCCUACUCUAUGCAUAUUUCUCAGGAGCCACAAGAUGAUGGUUACACAUUUAUUCCUUGUCCCGUAAACAGUCCAGAUAAUUCAGUCAGCAUUACAGUUGAUUCAAGUUCAGAUGAAGCUAACAACAAAAAGAUAAAGUCCCGUGAGAGGACAAAAAUAACCAAACCUAAACCAAAAUGGAAGGGUGGGCCCAGUGCCACUGAGAGGACUGAAGGACAAGACACUCUUCGGAAAAUGAAAGAGCGACAAAACUUUCUACGCAAUCCACGGUUCCUUCCUCCAAACACUCAGAUAUCAGAUAUGGUGACGCGGUCUGGGCGAAAAUGGACAAGCAAAAGAUGCAGUGAUGAUCGUCUUCAAGUCUUUCAGGCAGAGCCCCCAGUCCUGUUUUUUGUUCAAUACACUGUUGGACAAAUAUAUGAGGCAACACUAGAGUUGAAAAACAUGACCUCUGCAAGCCGCCAUGUUCGUGUCAUUCCUCCAACCACUCCAUAUUUUUCUAUAGGCCUUGGGAGAUUCCCAGGGGAAGGUGGCACUGUGGCUCCAGGCAUGAGCUGUAAAUACACCAUUCGCUUUGCACCAGACUCGCUGACGGAUUUUCAGGAUUUCAUUGUUGUGGAAGCUCAGUCUGAUGAUCUCCUUGUGGUCCCCAUUGAGGCCAGACGUCCCCCUCCAGUGUUAACUUUACCAAGAGUUCUGGACUGUGGAUAUUGUCUGGUUGGAGGUGUUAAGUUUGUUGAGUUUUUCUGCCAAAAUGUUGGUCUAAGUCCCGGAACCUUCUGCUUAAUUCCUAAAUACCAGUGGCCAGCCUCUAAUCUCAGGUCUGUGUCCAAAACUGUGUUCACUGAGCAACCACCCUUUGCAGUUAGCCCAUCGCUCUUUUCUCUUCAGCCCGGAGAGACCACUGUAGUCGAGGUUGUUUUCUUUCCAACCACAACUGAAAAGACCUGUCAGGUCUUCACUAUUGUGUGUGAUAACUGCCAGGUGAAAGACAUUUGUGUACAAGGUGAAGGCCAGUUGAUUGCACUGGAGCUGAUUUCUAUAUCUGGGGACAGGGACACUCCCUCUGCAGGAGAGCUGCAUGACCUCACAGCUGAGCACUUUGUGUGCUUCAGCCCAUGUAAUCCGAACUCUCCACAACAGAAGAAGAUUGUUGUCAGAAACAAUGUCCACCUGGAGCUGCCUUUUCAUUGGCAGAUAGUGAAGCCCCACCUGCAGCCCCUCCCAUCAGGAGAAGACACUCAGUCCUCACAUGUAGAGUUUCUCCAGGAAACAGAUGACAUAUUCCAUGUUUGUCCUGAAUCUGGGUUGUUGGGCCCAUGCCAGGACCAUGUGUUUUUGGUCACAUUCUGGCCUAAAGAGCUGAAAGAUUAUCACAGUGUUUGCCAUUUGGUCCUCAUGGAUGUUCCUCAGCUGCAAUCAGACUUGAGUGUCCAACCUGUGCCCAGUGAAUUUGGUGAUGUCAUUGGGAUGGAAAUAGAGCUCAAAGGGUCAACCGAGCCUUACCGGGUCUUAUUUGAGCCCUAUGCCAUUGUGAUACCAGGGGAGCUUCUUAUCUGCACCACAACUCGCAAACAAUUCAAGAUGUGGAAUCACAGCAAAACUUCAAUCUCCUUUCAAUGGGAAAGAAUGAACAGUAGCUUUCACAUAAUAGAAGUAGAGCCACCUAGUGGUCAUAUAGAGGAAAAUGAGUGUUUUGAUUUGGAUUUAAUUGUGACUGGAGGAAAACCAGAGAAGGUGGUGACUAGUCUAAUCUGCCACAUAAAGCACCACUACAAACCAAUAACUCUGCCUGUGGAAGUUUCCUUUAAAGGUCCUACUAUUACCAUCUCUGUGCCGAGUAUUGACUUUGGGCUUGUGCGACUCGGGGAGCAGAGCCAAACCUCUUUACUCCUUGUGAACACCACACAGCUGGAGGCCUCGUGGGCACUAGGAGAGAUGCCAUUACAUCAGGAAGAGCCCUGUGAGAGUCAGAUUUCAGUUGAGCCAAGUAGAGGCAUCCUUUCCCCAUUAAGCUCUGGUGUUGUAGAUGUAGUGUUCAGACCACGCUUCUGCCAGCAACUUCAAACUGAGCUGGAGCUGACAGUGGAGAAUGGAACUGGAUGCCACCUGUCAGUACAAGCCAGUGUGCAGUCCCCCCAAGUGUGCCUGCUAAACUGUGAGCUGCUCCUAUCUGAACUUUACAUGGGAGUUACUACAGAGGCAACUGUGACACUUUUCAACCAAACACUGCUAGCUUCAAACUUCAACUGGAGGCCACAAUUGCAAGGAAACCAAGCAUCAUUGUGUGAGGCCACAUUUGAGCCAAUGUGUGGUACUUUGGGGCCUAAUGCUAGUAUGGAUAUAACAAUUAAAUUCACCUCGCACACACAUCAUGAACUAACUGAGGUUUCAGCUCUUUGUGACAUUGAGGAUGUGAAAUCACCUCUUAUUCUGAGACUGAAGACUGCCAGGGCAAAGACUCUUGCUGUAUCUUAUUCUUUAGACACUACCAGUUUCCCAUCUGAUCGGAGCUCCUCAAAACUUGUGCUUGAUUUUGGUGAUGAUAUUAUUUUGAAGAAAGCUGUUACUAGACGCUUUAAAAUAACCAACGAAACAGCGAUUCCAGCCUCUUUCUCAAUUGCACCUGAGUUUUUCAAUGGAAAUACCACUGACUCACUGCCACAGAAAAGUUCAGCUUAUACUAUGAGGCAACUUCACUCUGCCCAGGCCAAAAAAGUAGAAGAAAAAACACACAUGGAUUUUGUUAGCAGCUUGCUUGCCAAUGGAAAAGGAGCAGCAUUUUUUGUCAGGCCAGAUAAUGGAAUAUUGGGAGCAUUUCAGACCCAUACUGUGGACGUGACCGCCUACACUGAUAUGUGGGGAGAUUACACAGAUAACCUCAUAUGCAAAGUAGGCGAUCUUGAGCCCACACUUAUUCCUAUUCAGAUGACAGUGAAAGGAUGUCCACUGUAUUUCCAGAUGACAGGUCCACGUGUAGAUAGCCAAAACGAGGGUCCAAUCAUAAGAUUUGGCACACAUGUAUCUGGUGGUGACACAGUUUCCCGUUCUUUGCGCAUUAACAAUCCCACCACUUUCAAUAUUCGCUUGGACUGGAAAACGUAUAACAUAGAUGAGAAUGACGAUAUGCUGGUGGAUCUUGUGGUUGUGUACGGAGAAGCCUUUCCCGUUAAAGAGAUAGACGACAAUGUGGUGUCUAUCGGACCAAGAGGCUGGGACCGGGAUCAAGCAUCAGACUCUGUGCUAACAUCGACCUCAUCCCACCAAAGUCUGAUUGCUUCCAAUGCAGAGGAGGAAGAACGUGUAGCCGAAGAGGACACUGAGAGCGCAAUGGCCUGUUCACAUCCCUAUCAUGCAGAGAAGAACCUAAUUUCUGUUCGAAUAAGGCCCCAUGUUGGGAAUCUAUCAGACUACCCAUAUUGCGUCACUCCCCAACAAGCAGUUAUACCAGCAAAAGGAAGCAGUACUAUUCAUGUGUCUUUCACCCCACUAACACUCACUGGCUCUACUGAAACUAAAUGUGUGGGCAAGGCGCUGGGAUUUAUAAGUCUAGACUCUGAGACAGCAAUAUGUGUGCCAGGUAAAGUUGGUCGUGUCCACGGUUUGGACUUGGAGCCUGUCAGAAUGAAUCUACAGGCAGUCGUUAAACCUGCCAAGAUGUUAGUUCAAAUGGAUGAAGACGAGGAGGUUUUGGAGUUUCGUGCCUCAGCCGGUGAUUUAGUGAAACAAGAAUCAGACAGAGAGCAAACACAGGAAUUUGACAUAAUGAAGAGCUUCAGGCUACACAACACCUCAGAAAUGCCUCUGCAAUUUACACUGAACACGCAGCCCCCAUUUUUAGUCUUCACACCUCAACCCAAAACCCGCUCUAGUCCCUCCAGCAACCCCUCCACCGGUGACGGCAGCUAUCUGAUGUUGCAACCACAGCGAAGUAUGAAGGUGAAGGUUGCAUUCCACUGCUCCUUUGCCCUCAUGGACUUUGUGGACUUAGCAAAUGAUGAAAUGCCAGAGUUUGUAAAAGUAAUCAAGAAUCCAAAAGGAGAAAGCAAGUUGAGGUUCCAGCAAACACUAAAGAUUCAUUACAUCAAUGGUAGCACACAGACUGUGCCUCUUUUGGCCUACAUGGAUAUCGCUUCUCUUAGCUUGUCUAAUGAGAGUCUUGACUUUGGGCUCUGCGAUGUGGGCAAAACACAAAUGAAGGAAGUUAAAUUGUUCAGUAUUGGAGCUAAAGCCUUUUGGAACUCAGUUAUAAAGUCUGACAAAGAGGACUCGCACAGCUUUUGUGUAACACCUGAUUUCGGAGUCGUAAAAUCCAAAUACUUCAACCCUCCCCAGUUCUGCCAGUGUCUGCAAAUCAGUUUCACUCCUAGUGAGGACAGAGACUACAAAGCUGUGGUUGUUAUCCGCUCGCCUCUUGUGAAGACACCUCUCUUUAUCCAUUUGCAAGGCACUGGAUCCUUUAAUAGGUUUAUGGGAGAUGAUCUGUGUGAGUAG
Molecule: messenger RNA, 5028 nt
Organism: Periophthalmus magnuspinnatus
Lineage: Eukaryota; Metazoa; Chordata; Actinopteri; Gobiiformes; Gobiidae
Gene: dlec1
Product: DLEC1 cilia and flagella associated protein
Exons: 38
Coding region: 1-5028 (1675 amino acids)
Biological process (GO): negative regulation of cell population proliferation
Source: RefSeq, a predicted model, not a curated record